Molecule: messenger RNA, 9639 nt
Organism: Danio rerio (zebrafish)
Lineage: Eukaryota; Metazoa; Chordata; Actinopteri; Cypriniformes; Danionidae
Source: RefSeq, a predicted model, not a curated record
CAGCGCGCGCUUGAACGCUGAUGAGAAGCAGCACUGAUUAAGCAGAAAAAACAGAAAGGAGUUUCAGCGAGCGACUCCCACGAGAAAAGAAACGGCGCACUGUUAGGAAUUUUCAAUGGGGAAAAAGCCUGUAGUUUUCUUUUAAUCAAAAUGGCACAACGGCACGCAUGUUUGGACACGGGAAAGUUGCAAAGGACAAUCUGAGAGAGACCUUUCUGGGAUAUUAGAGCUGCGCUGGAUUUGAUCUGUCCUUAAAGGAGAAGCGCAGCACACUGGAUUUUUACACUGAGCUCAUAGAGCAGUUGUGAUGUCUUGAAGCAGUAUCUGGGCCUUUUGAAGGAUGUACGGUGAGCGCUGAUGGAAACUGCUGCUCCAAUAUGAGUGUUCAUGAUGUUGGCGGUAGACGACGCUUUGAGGACUCCGAGCUCACCCUGCGCAUCUACCCGGGGAUCAUUGCAGAGGGCACUAUCUACUGCCCUGUCGCCGCCCGUAAGAUCACUUCGGCUGCAGAGGUCAUCGAGCAGGUUAUCGAUCGGCUGCAGCUAGAUCGGACAAAAUGUUACGUCUUGGCGGAAGUGAAGGAGUUCGGUGGGGAGGAGUGGAUUCUCAACCCCACCGAUUAUCCCGUCCAGCGCAUGAUGCUAUGGCCUCGCAUGGCACUGGAGAACCGCUUCAGCAGCGAGGACUACCGCUUCCUGCUGCGCGAGAAGAACCUGGACGGUUCCAUCCACUAUGGAAACUUGCAGAUGUGGUUGCAAGUCACAGAAGAGCGCCGGCGCAUGGUAGAGCGGGGCUUCCUGCCGCAGCCUUUGCCAAAGGACUUCGAUGACUUGUGCAACCUGCCGGACCUCAACGAGAAGACCCUGCUGGACAACCUGCGUAGUCGCUUCAAGCAGGAGAAGAUCUACACCUACGUGGGCAGCAUCCUUAUAGUCAUCAACCCCUUCAAGUUUCUUCCAAUCUAUAACCCCAAAUAUGUCAAAAUGUAUGAUAAUCACCAGCUAGGCAAGUUGGAGCCACACAUUUAUGCAGUGGCAGAUGUGGCCUACCAUGCCAUGCUGCAGAGCAGACAGAAUCAAUGCAUUGUUAUUUCUGGGGAGAGUGGAUCGGGCAAAACUCAAAGCACCAACUUCCUGAUCCACCAUCUCACAGCUCUCAGUCAGAAGGGCUUUGCAAGUGGAGUGGAGCAGAUCAUUCUUGGUGCUGGACCGGUGCUGGAGGCUUUUGGCAACGCAAAGACAGCACAUAACAAUAACUCCAGCCGUUUUGGGAAGUUCAUCCAAGUGAACUAUCAGGAAAGUGGCACUGUUAGAGGAGCAUAUGUAGAGAAAUACCUGCUGGAGAAGUCCAGACUCGUCUAUCAGGAACACAAUGAAAGGAAUUACCACGUGUUUUACUACCUGCUGGCAGGAACGAGUGAAGAGGAGAGGACAGCGUUCCACCUCAAAAAGCCUGAAGAAUACCAUUACCUCAAUCAGAUGACAAAGAAACCUCACAGGCCGCACUGGGGAAAUUACUAUGAGAAUGAACCGCAGGAUUGCUUCACAGUGGAAGGGGAGGAUCUUAAGCAUGACUUUGAGCGCUUGCAGCUGGCUAUGGAGAUGGUGGGCUUCCUUCCCACCACGCGUAAACAGAUAUUCUCUUUGCUAUCAGCUAUUCUUCAUUUAGGGAAUAUCCGAUACAAGAAGAAGAUCUACCGGGAUGACUCCAUUGACAUCUGCAAUCCUGAGGUUCUCCCAGUAGUAUCAGAGCUGCUUGAGGUCAAGGAGGAAAUGCUCUUUGAGGCCCUGACCACACGGAAGACUGUGACAGUGGGCGAGAAGCUGAUAGUCCCCUACAAACUAGCAGAGGCUGGGACAGUAAGAGACUCUAUGGCAAAGUCACUCUACAGUGCCCUUUUUGACUGGAUUGUGUUCAGGAUAAAUCACGCCUUACUCAACCAAAGGGACUUGGAGGAGUCAGCCAAGAUCCUGUCCAUCGGGGUCCUCGAUAUCUUUGGCUUCGAAGACUACGAAAACAACAGCUUCGAGCAAUUCUGCAUCAACUUCGCCAACGAGAGACUUCAGCACUAUUUCAACCAACACAUUUUCAAGCUGGAACAGGAAGAGUACAGGGCAGAAGGCAUUACCUGGCAUAACAUUGAUUACAUUGAUAACACCAGCUGCAUCACCCUCAUCAGCAAGAAGCCCACAGCACUGCUCCACCUACUGGAUGAAGAGUGCAAUUUUCCACAGGCCACCAAUCAGACCCUUCUGGACAAGUUCAAACGGCAGCAUGAAGGAAACAGCUACAUUGAGUUUCCUGCAGUGAUGGAGCCAGCUUUCAUCAUUAAACACUAUGCAGGAAAAGUCAAAUAUGGUGUGAAGGACUUCAGGGAGAAGAACACGGACCACAUGCGGCCAGACAUCGUCGCGCUCCUCAAGAGCAGUAAGAACGCCUUCAUCUGUGGGCUGAUCGGCAUUGACCCAGUGGCCACAUUCCGUUGGGCUGUGCUCCGAGCCUAUUUCAGAGCCAUGGUGGCCUUCAGGGAUGCUGGCAAAAGACAUGUGGAGAAACGCAGCGGGCAUGACGCUGCUGCUCCAGCUGUGAAAAGUGUGGAUAGCUUUAGUUUUCUGCAUCACCCUGUGCAUCAGAGAAGCUUAGAGAUCCUGCAGAGGUGCAAAGAGGAGAAAUACAUCCAGCAUGCAUGUUUUUCGGGCAGUCCUCCACUGUCCCCUCACUGGAGCCCCAGCUCGACUCCUCCAGCUCACUGCACGCACUCGUUUUUCGACGACAGCGGGCUCACAAUAGGUCUGCUUGAUGGAGGUGUGAACAGGAGGAAUCCUCGCACUCCGCUCUCUGAUCUGCAGGGAAGCAACGCAAUUAAUCAACGAGAGGGCUGGAAUGGGCGUCCUGGGAGACAGAACCGCCUGUCUUCAUUUGGAUCCUUCAGUGAGGAGGAGGGAAUCUUCAUCAACUCUACCAGCAGUAAACUCCUGGAGCGAGCCCAUGGCAUCCUUAUGAGAAAUAAAAACUAUAAGAUGAAGCCCAGUCUUCCUAAGCACUUGCUAGAUGUAAAGUCUCUAAAGUAUCUGAGCAACCUUACGUUACAAGACCGCAUUACAAAGUCCCUGCUGCAUCUCCACAAGAAAAAGAAACCUCCAAGUAUUAGUGCUCAAUUCCAGGCCUCCCUCAACAAGCUGAUGGAGACUCUUGGUCAGUCACAGCCAUACUUUGUGAAGUGCAUACGAUCAAACUCAGAGAAGCUUCCUCUGCGGUUUAAUGAUAGUCUGGUGCUAAGACAACUUCGCUACACAGGCAUGCUGGAAACUGUGCGAAUCCGACAAUCUGGCUACAGCAUCAAGUACACUUUUCAGGACUUUGCGCGACACUUCCAUGUGUUGUUACCAGAGGGUUCCAAUCAAGCCAGCCAGGAGGCUAUCAGACAGUACCUGCAGCAGGUGGAUCUCACUCCUGAAGGCUUCCAAGUGGGCCGUACCAUGGUGUUCCUCCGUGAAAUAGAGAGGCAGCGGCUGCAGGACCUGCUCCAUAAGGAGGUGCUGAGCAGAAUCGUUUAUCUUCAGAGACGCUUCAGAGCUCUUCUAGAAAGAAAGAACUUCCUCAGAGUAAGACAGGCGGCCUGCCAAAUUCAGAACUGGUGGAGGAGCUGUCAGUCUUUACAGAGGGACAGCCAGCUUGAGUAUGACAUGCGUGUCCAGGAGGGGGCAGUGGUCUGUAUCCAGUCAGCCUGGAGGGGCUUUAGAGAGAGGCGUAGACUCCUGCUAUGGAGAGAGGCAUCUGUGCUGAUCCAGAGAACCUGGAGGCUAUAUCGGCAGAGACGGGCAGCCCUCCAGAUCCAGACUGCAUGGAGAAGACAUAGAGCCAGAGAGCUCUUCCUCCGCCAGCGGGAUGCCACCAUCCGCCUGCAGGCUGUGGGUAGAGGCUAUCUGGCAAGACAGAGAUUUAGAGAGCUUCAAAAGCAGAGAUUAAAAAUAACUCAUCUGCCGAAUGGAAAGGCUAGUUUGUUAACAGAAGAGGACAAGCUUGAAGACAUGGGUUUGGAUGCGAGCAUGUUGGAAGACUCCUUUGAGGAGCAGGACAGGAGCAAACAGGCUCUCAGUAGUGCAGUAGAGGCAUCUGGAGCAGGUGUUUUGGAAGAGAUGGAGGUAGAGAUGAUGGAGGGCAUGGCACCAGCACAACCUUCCCCUGAAGUGACAAUCCGAGAGAGGCCGCGGACUCUAGAGGAUCCCAACCAGAGGACACGAGCCAAGCGGGAGAGCCGGCGGAUGCGAGAGCUGGAGCAGGCCAAAUUUAGCUUGGAACUUCUUAAGGUGCGGUCCACUGGAGGAACGUCUCCUUCGGACGAAAGGCGCUGGUCAAUGGAGCUGGUCAGCGAGAUCGCUCACACUCCUCAGGGUACUCCAGACAGCCAGAGCUCUAAAGGCAGCUUUGAGCUACUCAAUAUAGAUGACUAUUUCAAAGACAAGGCACCUUGUGCUGAACCAGAGGACCUUGGUUCUCCUUCUUCUGUGCCUGACCAGCACAAUGUGUUGCCCUCUGACACUUCCACACCUGAUAUCUUGUCCAAACCAGAUGACCAAUCUAAACCUCCCAGAAUGCAAUAUUCACUUCCAACUUUCUACACACCUCCAUCCGAAAGUAGCUCUCUAGUCAUAAAGUCUACCACCAAUUCAGUCACCCCGUGCCCUGAUGGCCUUAGCAAGCCUUCGAAAGACAAGAAGGAGUCCACUCGGAGACCCAUGGUUGUGGUUAUUAGUAUGCAGAAGGAAACUCUUUUAAAUGAAGCAGAUGUAAAGCCUCUAGAGGUCAAAGACAGCGCUGCCCAGACCAGCGAGCCACCCAGCCCAGCACAACCUAGCACUGACAGCAGUUACGUCCUGGAGAAGCUAGAGAAACUCAACGAGGAGAAGGAAGAGAGGCAGAAGCAUCAACGACAACAAAAUGAAAAAGAGAUGAUGGAGCAGAUCCGUCAACAGACGCACAUCCUAGAAGAACAACGUAGGAAUUUAGUCCAAAACGAGAGGGAGAAGUUAGAAAAGCAGAGAGCCGAGACUCUGCGAAGGAUCGAGCAAAGUAGACAGGAGAGUUCUGGAGGAAGGACAGACAGACCUGCUCCCAUUGCCCAGCCAGAGCCUGACCUCACCUCCCAGAGACCAGCCCGAGAAAAGGACGGUGCUCCUCUGAUUCUCAGAGACCGACCAAAGGACGCACAGAAUUUAGCAGAAGGGUGGGCACCCAAGUUGACUUUGGAAUCCAGAGGGGAUGAAGCCAGAAGUAGAAUAAAUAAGAAACCGUCCAAUCAGAAUGUCAACAUCAGCAUGUCUGAAAGGCCAGGAAACAUCUUCUUUUCUCCAAAGACUAAGAUUGCCUACUCAAAGCUGAAUAAGGACUUGGCCAAUCAAGAAAAAACACCAGGAGCCCAGAAUGAAGUGAGCCUUUUGGGUUAUAAAUCCACAAAGACUGAGGUUGGCAGACCAGGUCAUAAAAAAGCCCGCAUGGCACGGACACGUUCAGACUUCCUCACCCGCAGCUCAAGCACCCAGGGAGAGGGGGAGUCAGAGGAGGAGGAGUACGAUGAGACCCCUCUGUACGCUGGCACACCCCUCCCCAAGCAGGAUUCAGAGGAGAGCGCAGUAGAGGCUUGUCACAGUGACUCCGAAAUGCUGACCACAGCCGCUGAGGAGCAGAAGAACAGAUGUAAAACCCUGCCGUCUGGAGAGCUGGGCAAACACGACACCAGGAAGAACUCUCACGGAGAUGGAAGGGUCCGUGGUAAAAUGCGGUUUUGGGGAAAGGCAAAGAAUGCGGAGAAGAAGAGCUCUCGAGAACGGUUGUUGUGUGGCAGCGAUACUUUAGAAGGAGACUACACUGAAGCGACACUUCUGAUGGAAGAGGGGGUAGAGCGCCUGUCUCCUCCUCACAGCCCAGACCUGACAUUACAGAGGGAGUUUAAGGAGAACAAAGAGCCGUCCCCAAAAGUGAAGCGCAGGCGAAGUGUGAAGAUCAGCAGCGUGGCUCUGGAGCCCGUCCAGUGGCAGAACGAUGCCCUGCAGAUACUCACAUGCACCAGUGACUACAAGAGCAUGAACGAUUUUCUCAUGAAGAAGAUUACCGAUUUGGACACAGAAGAUGGGAAGAAAGACACAAUGGUGGAUGUUGUCUUCAAAAAGGCACUAAAGGAGUUCCGCGUGAAUAUCUUCAACUCAUACUCCACGGCUUUAGCUAUGGAUGAUGGGAAGAGCAUUCGUUAUAAGGAUCUCUAUGCCCUCUUUGAGCAAAUCCUGGAGAAGAACAUGCGCCAGGAGCAGAGGGACUGGAGUGAGUCACCGGUGAAAGUUUGGGUCAACACCUUCAAAGUGUUUCUGGAUGAGUUCAUGACCGAACACAAACCUCUGGACAGCAGUCUGGGCAAGGCACCCAAACCAGACCGCAAGAAGAGAAGGAAAAAAGACACUGACGUAGUAGAGGAACACAACGGCCACAUAUUCAAGUCCACUCAGUACAGUAUUCCCACCUACUGCGAGUACUGCUCCUCCCUCAUCUGGAUGAUGGACAAGGCGUGUGUCUGCAAACUGUGCCGCUAUGCGUGUCACAGAAAGUGCUGUCAGAAAAUGACCACCAAAUGCAGCAAGAAGUAUGACCCAGAACUUUCGUCGAGACAGUUUGGCGUGGAGUUGUCCCGUCUGACCAACGACGAGCGAACGGUGCCUUUAGUUGUCGAGAAACUCGUCAAUUAUAUUGAAAUGCACGGCCUGUACACGGAGGGGAUCUACAGGAAGUCUGGAUCCACCAAUAAGAUUAAGGAACUGAAGCAGGGUCUGGACACAGAUGUAAAUGGUGUAAAUCUGGACGACUACAACAUUAACGUGAUCGCCAGCGUUUUCAAGCAGUGGUUACGUGACUUGCCUAAUCCUCUGAUGACCUUUGAACUGUAUGAGGAAUUCCUGCGGGCCAUGGGCCUCCAGGACAAAAAGGAAGUGAUUCGAGGAGUUUACUCUGUAAUCGACCAGCUGAGCAGAACCCAUCUAAACACACUGGAGCGCCUUAUUUUCCAUUUGGUCAGGAUUGCCUUGCAGGAGGAAACAAACCGCAUGUCCGCGAAUGCGCUGGCUAUCGUGUUCGCCCCCUGUAUCCUGCGCUGCCCUGACACCAUCGACCCUCUGAGGAGCGUUCAGGACAUUGGGAAAACCACAGCGUGUGUUGAGCUGAUCAUUUGUGAGCAGAUGAAUAAGUACAGGGCCCGGCUAAAAGACAUCAAUACUUUGGAAUUUGCAGAGAACAAAGCCAAGAGCCGACUAACGUUCAUCCGCAGGUCCAUGAAACCCGUAAUAAUUGCUGUUAGAUUUAUGAGCAUAACCCGCAGUGCUGCGGCGUCCGGUUCAAUGAGAAAGGGUAAAGGCCCCGUGCACAGGUUGAGGUAUCGCACACCGUCUCCUCCAACGAGUCCUCGCUCUCCCACCGCCCCGGAGGUCAUGCAGGACAGUGGAGAAGAGGAACCGGGCAGAGAUCCUGAAGUCUCUGAGCAGCAACAGGUCGCCAUGCAGCAGGAAGAGAAAGUACUGACUGAACAAAUCGAGAGCCUGCAGAAAGAGAAGGAAGAGCUGACGUUUGAGAUGCUCGCUCUGGAGCCACGGGCAUCUGAUGAUGAGACCCUGGAGUCUGAGGCCUCAAUAGGCACAGCAGACAGCUCUGAAAACCUCAAUGUGGACUCUGAGGGAGCCACUUCUGACUACUCUGAGCGAGGCCCAGCGCUGGCCGCCACGAGGCCCAAGAAGUCUGAAGGAAAGAGCAGACGAGUUCUGCGGAAACAACCCGAAUCUCUGGACUCCAUAGAUUCCUGUUCCACCGUCUCCUCUGUGUCGUCAUCCUACAUGCAACCGACCUCGAGAACCCAUAAAUUAAGCUUGCGGUCCAAAUCGCCUUCCAAACGGUUAUAUCUGUCAAGCCCAUCCGAAAGCCUGGACCAGCCGGAGCAGGACGGAGAAGAGAGGCCGCAGUUCACCAGCCGCGGGACCUUCAACCCAGAGAAAGGCAAACAGCGGCUGCAGGGGGCCAAGAGCUCGCCUCAGAGACACCGAGAGCAGAAGAAGGAUCCCGAGCUGUCGCCGCAGCAGGUGGUGGUGUACGGCAGCAACGAGUUCAUGGUAUGAAGGCCACACGGAAACACAUCCAUCCACAGAGAAGAGCUCCAUCCCUCCCUGCUAGCUCACUUUUGCUGCAUUAUAGUCCUUAAGUGCCAUGUUGAGGAGAGAGAUGGGCGGCUUUCCGAUCUGCAUGCGGAAGAGCAGGGCAAAGGGAAUGUAGAACCCUUCCCGCACGGGAUGUUCUCCUUUGGGCUCCGUGACUGUGAUCGAUCCAAAGGCGGGAGACGAAGCCAUUGAACUCCACCAAUUCAAGCUACAAAUCACGGGCUGCUUUGAUGUUUACAGUUUAGUACCACGCGAGCAGCAUUCUCUACGAUGUAUUUGCCCCCCUUCCCCACCCUAAGCCUAUUUAAUAAAUUUUAUUUACAUUGAAUAUAUAAAUCUAUAUAAAUAUAUUAUGUGAUAUAAAGUGUACAAAGCAGAGCACCAGUGACUGCUGGCUCUUUGAAUUCUUAUAUCUUGUAAUGGUCAUGAGAGAGAGAUGAUGUUGGGUUUGUACUGAUGCUAUGUUCAAGCUCCUCUGUAUGAGUGUGAGACGAGUGUGUGUGUCUUACGAGAGAACCUCUGGAUAUGUUUGUGCUGCUUUCUGUGUUCUGCUUGGAGGGAAAAUGAUGCCAUUAAGGGACCAAGCAAACUGGUGUUAUAAUGCCAGAGGAUCCCAACGCUAAACGGAGACUCCAAAGUCUUCCAAAACCGCCACACAGUGUAUUACGUCAUUACAGCCAUCCAUCAAUUCAUACUUUUCCCAUUCCUGUUUUUGUUUUGUGCUCAUCUGCCUCGAUAUUUCUUUAAGAAAUGUGUUAAAAUGCUAAACCGCAGUUACUGGAUUCCUUAUGGUAUUUUAAAUAUAAUCAUUUUUGUCUUCAAAACCAUGGGAGCAUUCGUGUCUUGAAGCUCCUCUAUCCAGAAAUUGACUUAAUAUAUAUUACUCGACAGUCUCUUCUGCCUCUCUCUCUAUAUGAAACAUAGUGUGAUAUGCCCCAUAUUGUUUUCUAAAUAUUUAAUGAUUAAAUAGAAUCCAACUGUAUUAAUCCACACAAGUGCAUUUGUUCCGAUUUGACACCACCGUCAUUCACAACCUCCAGGAACCGAAAUGAACAAACUUAGUAAUUUUACCAGCAAAAUAUCCCAUUUAUGAUGCCUGUGUCACUGCUUUCUGCACAGCUCAGAAACAGCAGUUGUCACCCAAUGUUAAACUGUGAUUAUACCCAGUAACUUCUGCAUGUGGUGGGCUGUAUUUUAUUUCUUUCUCUAGGAGCGAGCGUAUGGACCUACAGUAUACACAAUCUCCCAAUUUUGACUUAAUUUAUAUUGUAUUAUUUCGAUCUCGUGCAUUGCUGACACUGGUCAUGCCGCCUGCAGGAUUGAGCAAACAACUGUCUGGUCUCAGAUUUGUCUUCUGUUAUGUGGAGUUGAGUGUUGAACAAAUAUUUCUUAUGAAAGAGCAAAAUAAAAAAGUCAACAAUGGUUGUAAAAUAAAUUACACAUUUUGAAC